This is a messenger RNA of Diachasmimorpha longicaudata, 3484 nucleotides long. Its product is annotated as transcriptional repressor CTCFL-like. The transcript has 7 exons. NCBI's taxonomy places the organism in Eukaryota, Metazoa, Arthropoda, Insecta, Hymenoptera, Braconidae. Gene Ontology annotation, molecular function: DNA-binding transcription factor activity, RNA polymerase II-specific; RNA polymerase II cis-regulatory region sequence-specific DNA binding. Gene Ontology annotation, biological process: regulation of DNA-templated transcription. The coding region runs from base 3 to 2159 and encodes 718 amino acids. The record is from RefSeq and is a predicted model, not a curated record.
UUAUGUCGGCUGCUAACGUAACGACGAUAAAACUCGAAGAGGGACAGGAGUCGGUAACAGAAAUCCAAACUUAUCUGGAGACGUUUAAUAAAGAGAUCGAAGGUGGCCAGGGCGAGCAGUUGCAACAUGUGCAGCUUCAGCAGGUUGAAGGCCUUUCUGGUGGUGAAGAAGGUGGUACAUACUUCGUAGACCAAUCCGGGCAGUACUACUAUCAAGCCAACAGUGACGAGGCGCCGGUUAUGACACAAGUGCAGAUACAGGAAGUAGAGGAGGAGGGCCAACCUGACGAAGCCCAAGAAGAGCAGUAUCACGAAGUUGAGGAGCUUGAGAAUGUAGAGGCUGAAGAGGAUGCUCAAGUUCCCAGUAAUGGAAAUGUAGUAUUAAACUCAACAGAUGCUUACCAAACAGUGACGAUCGUUCCCUCAGACACGAAUCCUGGUGAAGUCAGCUACGUACUGAUUGUACAGCAGCCAGAUGGUGAGGACAAAGAUCGUGGCGAGGGUGAAGGGGCUGAGGGUGAAGAGGGUGAACAAGAUCUCACUGUCUAUGAUUUUGAGGAUAACGAGGAUAACGAUGGUGCACAAACUGAGUACGAAGCUGAUGAUGAUAAAACUAAAAUAGUCAAGUAUUUACCGAAAAAAUCCCAGACAGUAACACAGGCGCACAUGUGUAAUUACUGCAACUACACAAGUCCAAAGCGCUAUCUACUCUCGAGGCACAUGAAGUCGCACUCUGAGGAAAGACCUCACAAAUGCAGUGUCUGCGAGAGGGGAUUUAAAACACUUGCAUCAUUACAGAAUCACGUUAACACUCACACUGGUACGAAACCACAUCAUUGCAAGUUCUGCGACAGUGCGUUUACAACGUCAGGGGAACUUGUGAGACACGUGAGAUAUCGCCACACCCACGAAAAACCACACAAAUGUCACGAGUGCGAUUAUGCAUCCGUGGAGCUGUCGAAGUUGAAGAGACACAUAAGGUGUCACACUGGAGAGCGUCCGUACCAAUGUCCUCAUUGUACAUACGCCAGCCCCGAUACAUUCAAAUUGAAACGACAUUUGCGUAUUCAUACUGGUGAAAAACCCUACGAGUGUGACAUUUGUCAGGCCAGAUUUACGCAAUCCAACAGUUUGAAGGCGCAUAAACUAGUGCAUAAUGUUGGAGACAAACCGGUAUUCCAGUGCGAGCUGUGUCCAACGACCUGCGGCAGAAAAACAGAUCUCAGGAUUCACGUACAAAAAUUGCAUACCUCUGAUAAGCCAUUGAAAUGCAAACGCUGUGGCAAAGCAUUCCCCGACCGGUACAGCUACAAGUUGCACAGUAAAACACACGAGGGUGAAAAAUGUUACAAAUGCGAUCUCUGUCCCUACGCUUCUAUUUCCGCUAGACAUUUGGAGAGUCACAUGUUGAUUCACACUGAUCAAAAGCCGUACCAGUGUGAUCAUUGUUAUCAGUCGUUCAGGCAAAAGCAGCUAUUGAAACGUCACUGCAAUCUCUAUCACAAUCCAUCGUACGUGCCGCCACCACCGCAGGAGAAAACUCAUCAGUGCCCCGAGUGUGAGCGUGCAUUCAGGCAUAAGGGUAAUUUGAUUAGGCACAUGGCUGUUCACGAUCCCGAGUCAUCGCUGCAGGAGAAACAACAGGCCCUGAAGAUUGGCAGACAGAAGAAGAUACAGAUCAUCGAUGGACAGCGUGUCGAGGUCAUGACCGGUGAUUUAGCUUCUAAACUUAAAGGUUACGACGACGAAGAGGAAGAGGAGGAGGAAGAGGACAUGAUGGCCGUUGAGGGCAGCGAUGGACAGCAGUAUGUGGUGCUUGAAGUUAUUCAGUUGGCUGAUAAUCAGAGCUCAGAUCAGAUGGCUGUUGUGGCGAGUGAAGAUGGUGACUUGAUGAUGCAAGACCCAUUGAGUUCCGAAGUUGGAAUUGUAGAAUCAAUAGAAAAUGGAGAAGAGGAAGAGGAAGAGGAGGAGGAUGUAAACUUGGAAGAGAUUAAACAAGCAAUCGCGUCCCGCAAAGUGCACCAGAAAGCCAACAGUGAUUCAAAAAUAAGUAAAGAUAUGGAGAACUGCUUCGGCUUUGAUGAGGAAGAGGAAGAAGAGGAGGAAGAGGAAGAGGAUGAUGCAGGCACUGAAAUUCGCCUCUUGGAGUCCCUCUCGUAAUGAUCAACACUCGACUAAACUGGGCGUAAUGUACCUACUUAAUAGUCAGAACAUUUUUCUUUUAAUCAACAGAGCGGAAAGCUAAUCCAACGCAUACAUUGAUGAUCAUGAUUCUGGGAUUACACAGUGUAAAUUAGAAAUAUGUAAUAAUUUAUCCAUCUUACUGUGUUUAGUCAUAUUCACUAAGAUUCGUAGUUUUUACGUGAUGUAAACGAGAUGGGGUUUAUUGGGUAAACAAUCACGUAAACUUGAAAAGCAACAUUUAUAUUUUUCGCUCUUGUAUCCAACUCGUACGAGUUUGUCAUUUGUUAAGAAAUCCAUUUACUGAUAAAUAUCAAUUACAGAACUUAUAAUGAUAUAAUGAGUGAAUGGAGAUACACGAAUGAAUGAAUUGAUAGGCUCCUGCCUUGUAAAUAUUUCUUUUUUUCUUCAAUUAUUCUGUAUUUGAUAAACAUGAAAUUACGUUAAGGAUUUAGCAUAACUGUCCAGAGAAUAUACUCUGCACUAAGUGGAUUAUUCCAUCCACAAUGUUAGAAUGAAUGGUAAAUGAUUUAACUGAAAAAUACACGAUUCCACAGACAUGACCAAAAGUUUUAAGUUUCAUUGGUAUUUUUUGUUGUACCAAAAUUUAUCAAUUAUUAGCUUGCAACUCGUCCAAUUAAGGAAAGAAUAUUUUCGCAAUCUUCCUUCCCUAGUUUCCAUUCAUCUCAACAUGUCUCUAGUUGUUCCAAUUUUAGCUUGUAUUCAUUUCAUUUGGGAUUAGUGUUUCAUGUUAUGUUUCCAGCAUAAUUGACAAUUCCUGUUAAAAAAAUAAAUUUAAUAUUAAUCAAUUAAAUGUAUGAAAAAUUGAUAUGCUGUCUGGCGUAAUCGUAUAGUUGGAAGAAUUCGCAAUUUAUGAAUGAUUCAUCAUCGCAGAGUUACAAUUGGUGUGGAAAUUCACAGUCCUUGCGGCUCUACGGUGGCGAUACAUAAAUAUAUAUGAUAUAUAUAGAUAUUUAAAUAUUGAAAUGAUUGAGUUUAAACGUAAUUAUUUUGCAAAUAAUAAUUUAAUUAGUGCUUUUGAUUUCAUUAAUAGAUGUGAAGAACCAAAAUAAUUGAAUAUUGUUUUCUGAAUGCAUACAUUAUGUCUCAAGAGUAUACACAAAAACGACACCAUUAAGAAGUUCGUUAAAAGUGAAAUUUCAAACGACGUAAAGUGGAAUCACCUAUGUACAAUUUUUUUACACUAAAAAAAAUCUACUGUACAAUUGUAAUUUAGAACCUUGAUCGGCACUGUUACAUGCUGUCAAUAAUAAUAAUCAUAAGUUUAAAAAAAAAGAACAGAA